Messenger RNA from Branchiostoma floridae (Florida lancelet), 2300 nucleotides. RefSeq names its product ribosomal RNA-processing protein 8-like. The transcript has 8 exons. Gene Ontology annotation, cellular component: nucleolus; chromatin silencing complex; rDNA heterochromatin. Gene Ontology annotation, molecular function: methyltransferase activity. Bases 173 to 2194 code for a protein of 673 amino acids. NCBI's taxonomy places the organism in Eukaryota, Metazoa, Chordata, Leptocardii, Amphioxiformes, Branchiostomatidae. Gene Ontology annotation, biological process: cellular response to glucose starvation; regulation of transcription by glucose; rDNA heterochromatin formation. The record is from RefSeq and is a predicted model, not a curated record.
UUGUAGGCUAGGAAGGCACAAAUCAGUUACCUUUUCUUCGAUGGAAUAUUCCAACAUGGCUGCGCCCAUGUGGUUGUUUCGCAUGACGCUUGCCUGAAGUUGCUGUCGGGUAUUUGGGAAAGAGAUCACAUUAGUGAAACUGUUGUCAACCUGUGCAGUCUCAGAGCAGAAAAUGGCCAUGUUUGGAGCCUCCGACUGGGGUGAUGAUGAUGAUGCAGCACACCUGGCGGAGUCACUGUUUGCCUCUGGAGAUGGUCUGUCUUCAUUCACAAAGCACAAGAGGAAAAGUGUCAAAUCACAAGAAGUUAUUCAGCAAGGGGGAAAACAGGAAACUUUAGAACUGAAGAAAGAAGACCCCACAAUUAACACCGAGCAGAGCAAUGGUUCUAGUACCGUGCCUCACAAGCCGAAAAGGAAAAGAACUAGGAAGAAAAAGCCACACUUACAGAGUGAUUUGUCAGCUGGCGGUACAGAAAUAUCAUUCAAGCCACAGCUAACACUAAAACAGAAGAGAAAACUGAAGAGAAAAAGACAGGAAGAGUCCAGUGUUGGGGAAGUCACAUCAACAUCAACAAAGAAGGCAAGAAAGUCAAGCACACAACAACGAGAUGGUGUAGACCAGACAGACAACUCCACAGAUGCAGGACCUGUCAGGGUGAAGAAACCAAGUUUCAAGAAAGAAACUGCCAAAGACAGCAAGACAUCUCCCUCGCAUACAACUGAAGUGCCGGAGACAAAUAGGAAAAGAAGAGCAACUGAAGUCCCCCCUGUUGAGACACCAAAGGAUGCAGAAAAUGAGACAGAUGACAAUGAAGACACAACAGGACAAAGUGACAGCCAGGGAAGUCAGGAGGCUGCAAAGAAGGGAAGGAAAAAACAGAAAAAGAAGAAGAACAGGAAUAAGAACAAAUUCAAGCCAGCUGAUGGAGACAAGUCCACAAUACCAAAUGAGGAACACAGCAAGAUUUGUGUGUCAGUACAAAAUAGUACUGAGUCCCAUGGUGGUACAAAAACGUCUAGGCCUUCCACUAAAAAAGACUUUCUGACUGGAAAAGCUGUUUCAGUGCCAAAAGAACAAGGAAAAGAGGUGAUUCUUAAAGUUGGGAACAAAACAGGGAUCGGAGGAAACACUCCGCAACAAGAUGCAAAGGAGGGAAAGAUAGAAACCUCUCCGAGUACCAAACCCCUAAAAACAAAGAAAAACUCUCCCUUUGCAAAGCUGCAAAAGGUGUUGCAGAACAUGCGGCCAAAACAGGAUGCUGAAAAGUCCCACCCAUCCUUUCCGGAGCCAAAUAUUUUACAUUUGGUGAACAUGUCACACGAGGAAGACAGUGGGAAAACUGGCAAGCUGGAAGGAGAUACAGACAUAAAGGCAGGAAGUAAAAAUAAAAGCACAGCAGAAAUGGCAACUGGCAGAAAGAUGAAAAACCAAAGUGGUGAUGAUGAUGCAAAUAUUACAACUAAACAGGCACCUUCUAAAAUGUCAGGAGACAGUCUCAAGAAGGAUACCAAAGGAGGAGCGCCGGACCGUUCCUCUAUACUGAGACAGAAGAUGGAGGCCAGGUUGAAGUCAGCCAGAUUCAGACAGAUCAAUGAGAUGCUCUACACUACAACAGGUGAAGAAGCCAGGAGGAUGUUUCAGAAGGACCCAGGUGCCUUCCAGGUGUACCACCAGGGAUUCUCAGCACAGGUGCAGAAAUGGCCGGUAAAUCCUGUGGACAAGAUCAUCACCUGGCUCAGGAGAAGGCCAGCUUCUGAAGUAGUGGCAGAUUUCGGUUGUGGAGACGCCAAAGUAGCUCGGAGUGUGAAGAACCGUGUUCACUCCUUUGACUUGGUGGCUGUCAACAAACAUGUCACUGUGUGUGACAUUACAAAGGUUCCCCUGGACGACGAGACUGUAGAUGUGGCAGUGUUCUGCCUGGCACUGAUGGGAACUAACAUCUCAGACUUCCUCAGGGAAGCCAACAGGGUCCUCAAACUGGGUGGCAUUCUUAAAAUUGCUGAGGUCGCCAGCAGAUUUGAAAAUGUCAACGGCUUCAUCAGGGGACUUGCUCUCUUUGGAUUCAAGAUUGCGUCAAAGGACCUGUCCAACAGCCACUUUGUCAUGUUUGAGUUCACAAAGAUCUCAGAACCAAAGACCAGCAGGGGGAGUUCUGGGCUGGAACUCAGACCCUGUCUGUACAAGAAGAGAUAGGGCAUGUCCAUAGUCGUACACAGAGAUGUAGUACAGGCUGUUCAGGCUAAGAUUUUUCACAUGUAAAACCAUAAUUUUAUGUACGACCCACCACACCUUCAAAACC